Messenger RNA from Epinephelus lanceolatus (giant grouper), 4906 nucleotides. RefSeq names its product sprouty homolog 4 (Drosophila) (gene spry4). Gene Ontology annotation, biological process: animal organ development; negative regulation of Ras protein signal transduction; multicellular organism development. Lineage: Eukaryota; Metazoa; Chordata; Actinopteri; Perciformes; Serranidae. Gene Ontology annotation, cellular component: membrane; cytosol. The record is from RefSeq and is a predicted model, not a curated record.
CCGAGGCAUCUGCGCAGUGCCGUCCCUUUCCUUUCCUCUACCCUCCCAUUCAUAAAAACUCACUUCCCUCCCCCUCGGUGGUUGCAACAUCAAAUCCACAGCUCUGCGUCCACAACCGCAGUCGCCUUUUACGCACCAGCGAGUGGAGAAUAGUGCAGGAGACCCGCUUCUCCUUUCGCAUUACCUUGCCCACACAACCUGGAACACUUGGAGUUUACCUUUACUCGCCAUUUGUGGAGCUACUCACUCGCUCGGACUGGACUAUAGCCUGCGCGCAAUCAUCGUGCGCAACGAAGACAUGAAAAUUUUAUCCUGAAACCACAUUUUGCUAAAUGUUGCUUUAGAGUGAAGACGUGCGAGGCACCAGCCUACACAUGGAGUCCAGGGUUCCCCACCACAUCCCCGGAGUGUCCUCCUCCCUCAUAUCCCAGCCCCUGCUGGACAGUCGAGUGCCCUAUGGCCGCCUGCAGCACCCUCUCACCAUCUACCCCAUUGACCAAAUAAAGUCCUCGCAUGUGGAGAACGACUACAUCGACAGCCCGGCCGUCGUCUCCCAGCAGCCCCCGAGUCAGAAGUCUGCAAACCGAAGAAUCACCUGGCUUGGUCAGAACCAGGAGGCCUUCUUGGGGGCAAACCACAACCACCAUCACAAUCACCAACACCAGCACCACCAGCAGGGCAGGUGCGAGCCCCACCCUCACCAGGACACCACCACCCACCCUUGGAUUUCCUUCAGUGGGAGGCCCAGCUCUAUCAGCAGCAGCAGCAGCACCUCAUCUGAUCAGAGACUGCUGGACCACGCUGCACCCACCCCAACGGUAGACCACCACCCAAACCUGCACCCCCACCAGGGCCCAGUGAACACAAUCACUACCCGAACUCCAGGCUGCUUCACUUCUUCUGAGUCGAAAGUCCUCACCUCCUCUUCCUCUGCCUCGUCUUGCUCCUCCUCCUCUAAAUCGCUGGACCUCAAGUCUGCAAAGAUGCCCGUGGGAGGCGUGUGCACCACUGGAGGCCAGCAGGGGUUGGCGCUGAUUCCUUCCUCCCCGGCCGAGAAGAAGCACCUCCUUCUCUGCGAGCACUGCGGGAAGUGCCGAUGCACGGAGUGUACGCUCCCCCGAACCCUACCUUCUUGUUGGGUCUGCAACCAGGAGUGCCUGUGCUCUGCUCAGAGCCUGGUGGAUACAGCCACCUGCAUGUGCCUGGUCAAAGGGAUCUUCUACCACUGCACCGAGGAUGAGGACGAUGAGGGCUCCUGUGCCGACAAGCCCUGCUCGUGCUCCCAGGCCAACUGUUGCGCACGCUGGUCCUUCAUGGCUGCCCUUUCAGUUGUCCUGCCUUGCCUGGUCUGCUAUCUGCCGGCUACGGGCCUGGCCAAACUGGGACAGAAGUGUUACGACAAUGUUAGCAGGCCCGGCUGCCGCUGCAAGAACUCCCAGGGAGGCAUGAGCGCCCCUGUGUGUAAAAACGGAGGCGUGGAAGCAAAAGUUGGGACGCUAGAGAAGCAGCAGCAGGGGUCAUGAUAGUGGACCGAACUGGCUAGCAGUGGCCUCGCUAAAAACGGACAGGACCACACAGUACUUGCUUGCUCUCUAUGGAUAGGACAAUCCAACACCAACCCCUUAAACUACCCCAUUAAUCUGCUGGAAGGUGACUUAUGUAAAACAAAGGUACUUAAAUGGCUUCUUGACCUGUGUUUGAUAGGGUGGAUGAUCAAAAGGGGCCUGACCUGAGAGAGUUGGAUAGUAGGAAUAGCUAACAGGCCCCCCUGAAAUAUUUUUGUUGUUGUUGUUGUAAGAGUGACACAAGAAGAAGACGAAGAAGAGACUAGAUUGUGGGACUGGUGUUUGUGUUGUUUGCAAAGAUGGCUGAAGGCACAAAGUCAUUGUACCUCUCUGCUGCUCUGUAUUUCUCAGCUAAUUUUGUAACGGUAACUAACCAGAAGCUGGUUGCUGAUCCUCGGAUAACAGAAAAGUUAUUUGAUGGAGAUAAAUAUCUCAACGCUCCCAUCCCCUCCCACCCCCAAAAGCACAGCCCAGUGUCCUUCUGUCUGAACAAACAUGAAAACAAGUGAUUACCUAUACUGUGGCUUUAUGAUAGGCCACUGCAAGAGUGAAACUACCACUUACUCACUCACUCUCUCCACUAUUAUGAUGAUCACCAUCUUUUAGUGUCGCCAUUUUUCCUCUGUUAGCUUAAAGAUGCUAGCUUGGUAAUGCUAACAUUUUAUCUCCAAGUUUUAAUCUCCAUGGAGGAGCUGUAAAAAAUAAGAACCUUUUGAGACUUAAAAAUAUAAUCAUUUCCCAUAAUUCUCACUCUGUAUUGUGCGUAAGCAGUCAUACUGCAAAUGAGAGAGAUAAUCACUUUACAGUGUGUUUUCUAUUUUUCGGGGGGUGAAGCCCAGAGAUUCUAAAAGAUACUGAAUGCUGUUCACCAAUCACCUCAGAGGUAAUGCAUGUCAUGAACUGCAUGCUCUAGUCUAAUGGUUACCCACCGUGCUAGAAGUCGAUGUAUCGUAGAGAAAUGUGUAAAAAAAAAAAAAAAAGUACACCCAACCUUCUCAGGGACUGUUUCAGUAAUCCUCUCUAGAACUUGGCCUACAGCAUGUUGAUUUCUAAACUGCCUAAGAGCCUGGUCUACUUCCUCUUUGCACAAGACAGCAAAGAAUCAUUUAGGGGCAAAAAGGCAAUAGUGAAUAAUUUAAAACGAGUAAGCUAAGUGAGAGACAAACUGGCCAGAAAAUAAUGUUUCCAGAGGAGAGGGGAUGCAAGUGAUAGAGAGUGAAGAGGGGGGGAGAGACGGCAUAGCAAAGUUGUUGUUGUGUUCGUAUCUAGUCGAAAUCAAACCUGCCACUUGCACAACCUUUUUAGGAAGAUGCAAACCCCUUAAAGGAUGUACUAAAGCACAGUAUUAACCACCUCAGCUAUCUCACAUUACGUUUGCGUGCACUACAUUUAGUCCACAUGCCCCCCAGCCCCCCCUCUACACACAGCGUCUUCAUUAACUCUAAUCAUUAUGCUGCAUAGCUACGUUAGUCAGUCUGUCUUUUAUUCCUAAAGUCUAUUUUUGUGGCUUGCAUGAUGUUCUUAGGACUUUGCCAAAGGAAGCUAGCAUACAGUAGCUUGUCUUCGCUGUCGGAGUGAUCACAGUUGUUAUGCACUCUUGCCAAAUGGGAGUUGACAGCAGUUGGUUUCUUAAAGGCAUGCUGCCCUUUAAUACAGAUGGCCUUUUCUGUUUGGCAUAAAGGCAUACUGUCUUUGUUGCUCCAUAACACACACCUCUCUUUCAUGUCGGACCCUUAACUUCCAUUAGGGUGCCUAACUUUGCUCAUACCUGUAUUUGUCUCGUUGCACAAAGCUGAUAUCACACACACAGGAAACACAAAAAAAGGAAAGAAAAAAAACACACUGUCCUUAGUCUUGAAUGUAUGAGGCAAUAUUUUCAAAACCUAGCAAUUCAGUCUGAGAGAAAGGUGCCAAAAUUGAGAAUGAUUGUGUGACUGGGCAAAGGCCUAAUACAUGUAGGUGGGCGGCAAAAAUCACAAAUGUUUUGACAAUAUAUUUAGUAAUAGAGCUAUGCAGGUGAAAUGUUAUUUGCUGUAAAUAGUUUCACAACAUUUGUGUUCUUUAGAAGAGACUUUUAAAUGUCCUUGAAAGAUUGCAUGGUACGUUAUAACUACAAUUCAGUACAAAAUAUAUAGAGAAUAUAUUAGAUAUAUAUUUUGAGGGUAAGAUAAAGAUGUUUUCGAGGUCGUCAGAAAAAGGAGAAGAGGGAGGGCGGCGAGAGGAAGGUUCAGGAAGGGGUAACAAAAAUGAUCUUUCUAUCACUCGCACUUGAUUUAGAAAAGUGUGCCCGGCAAUAAAGAAGAAGAGAGCGAAAAAAAAAACUCCUGCUGUUUAUGCUAUCCAUGGCUCAUUAGCAGUCGAGAGGCUAAGCUAAUUCCCUGGUUCCUCUCCGAGUCCUAAAGACUGUGGACUCAUUGAAUCCACACAGGGAACACAAUCUACCCCUAUCCGGAUCAACCCAUUUCCUGCUGUUACUGCUCAGUGUCUCAGCUCUCUCCCCUCUUUUUCUCUUUCUCGCUUUUUCCCCCUUCCUCUCUUCUUCCCUCCUUCCUCCCUAAGAAAUAGUCCAACAAACACCCCUGGCCUUGAUUGACAAACACAGCUGCUGUGCAUAAACUUGUCAUACCACAGAGACGGGGGAGAAAGACAAGUCUGUCUGUCUCUCUUUCUCUCCCUUUCUCGUCUGUUUUCUCCCCUGUCUUCGUUUUUUCCUCUGGAUUUGUAGUUCUGUGCCAUCUUUUUAACCAGCGAACCUCUCUUUCCAGCUGCCUUUCUUUACUUUAAUUCCCAGCUCUGUCUUUGCACGAGUAAUUCUCCUCACUACACGUUAGCUUUAUACUUUUACAUGUGCUCCCUAGCCUGUUCAAGGUGUGGAAUAAAUCAUCCAACAACGACAACUCAAUGAUAAAAAAACUUUUUAUUCUUUUCAUUUUGUCCCCUUUUGCUACAAUGCUAUGACUUUUACACACCCGUAUCCCUUUGUGUCGCACAUUUGCAGGCACUGUUUAUUUUUAAUUGUUAUUAUUAUUAUUAUUAUUGUUAUUAAUUUAAACCCAAACAAGAGGAAAAGUCUCAUACAGCUGGGUGAUGCUACUCCAUUCCUUUAUGCCUUUGCAAUGUCAAUGUUGGGGAUUAAAGAACGAGAUCUGUGCUUUUGUUUUGUUUAGAUAUAACAAAAAGAAAAAAAAAUCUCUCAUAUAAAAGGUUCCCUUUAUAGAUAUAUUUAUUUUGAAGUUCUAUUUUAUAUAGUAUUUAUUUAGAUGCCAACUUUUUGUUUGUGAAGAAAGCUUAUGUCGAAAUGGAAUGUACAUUGACAAUGGAAAUAUAUAUUGUUAAAUAUA